UUAUCUCCCAAUCCCUUCAUGUAUUAACUUCUAUCAUUCUUGCAUGCACACACCAAAUUACAUUCUUACCACCCUUUUACUCAAAGUACAUAAUUUUAGCAAUUAUAAGUUUCAUUAAUUCUAACAAGUAUGGCUUCUUCAUCAUCUUCUUCUUCCAAAAGACACCCAACAUACCACGGAAUUAGGAGCCGAGGAGGAAAAUGGGUGACUGAAAUCCGCGAGCCUCGUAAGACCAACCGCAUAUGGCUAGGCACAUUCCCUACCCCUGAGAUGGCAGCCGCGGCUUAUGAUGUCGCGACUUUGGCCCUCAAAGGCGGGGAUGCUGUUCUAAACUUCCCUAAUUCAGCUAGCAAGUACCCGGUGCCUGCGUCUAAUUCACCAGAUGAUAUCCGCAGUGCUGCCACAGCUGCAGCUGAGUUAACGGCGGCUGAAGCCGUUAAUAAUGAUGCUGGCUUAAAUGGUAGGCCUUGGUAUGAAACUGAGUUUCUUGAUGAAGAAGCUAUAUUCUCAAUGCCAAGAUUGAUGGUAGAAAUGGCUGAGGGUAUGUUGCUUUCUCCUCCCAGAAUGAAUCCACCACCGUCUGAGUACUUGCCUGAAUACUACACUUCGGGAGAAAGUUUGUGGAGCUACUAUUGAUCUCUCCAUCUAUAUAUAAAAUAUAUCAUAUAAUUAUAUUUAUAAGCUCGAUCUUUUUUCUUUCCUAAUCCUAGAAACCAAUCAAAGUAAUUAAAUUAUUAUAUAUAUAAUGGAGUAGGAAAAUGCAUGUAUGAUUAAUGAUGUUCAAAUAGUAUUUAAGUUAUAUUUCUAAGUUCUUAAUUUAAUUUUGUUAUUUUUAUAGUAUAUGCCUGAUUAAUGAUGUUCAAAGUAAAGUGUGUAAGUAAAGUGUACCCGACAAAAAGUAGAAGCUUGAGACAAAAAGAUCAAACUGUGAACACCAAGACAAAGCAAAUUACUAUAAUGGAUAUGCAUAUAUAGAGAAGACUAUCGAUUGCGAUGCAAAUGUUAUCAAAAGCGUGUUGGUUGCGGAAUGAUAAUAUAUGUACUGAAGCAACGUUUUAUUUUUGACUUUUA
Messenger RNA from Medicago truncatula (barrel medic), 1071 nucleotides. RefSeq names its product ethylene-responsive transcription factor ERF026. Gene Ontology annotation, molecular function: DNA-binding transcription factor activity; DNA binding. Bases 130 to 636 code for a protein of 168 amino acids. Lineage: Eukaryota; Viridiplantae; Streptophyta; Magnoliopsida; Fabales; Fabaceae. Gene Ontology annotation, biological process: regulation of DNA-templated transcription. The transcript has a single exon. The record is from RefSeq and is a predicted model, not a curated record.